This is a messenger RNA of Striga asiatica, 606 nucleotides long. NCBI's taxonomy places the organism in Eukaryota, Viridiplantae, Streptophyta, Magnoliopsida, Lamiales, Orobanchaceae. The record is from the annotation of a GenBank genome assembly.
AUGUUCGACCCGGAAGAGUUCAAAGAAGGGCUGGAAUGCGCGGUUUGCCUCUCCGAAAUCUCCCAAGGCGAAAAAACCAGGCUUUUGCCCAAAUGCAGCCAUGGAUUUCACCUGGACUGUAUUGACAUGUGGUUCGAGUCACAUUCCACUUGCCCUUUAUGUCGAAACCCGGUUAAAAAUCCAAAUUGCUCGGGGUCCUCAGACGAGCCACAGUUAAAUUCUGUUGUAAUUCAAAUUCCGGCAGUUGAAAAUUUGGGAGAAGAUAGCAACUUUCAGACUGAAACCCCGAAUUUUCCAACCAACGUGUUGAUUUGGGGAGAUGAGACUCAAGUCAGCACAUUUACUCCUGUUGAGGAUGCUAAUGAUAAUAACAAUAAUGUUGUUUUUGUUGAGCAAUCACCGAGUUUACCGAGUUCAUCUUUACCAGUCGAGUCAACUAGCAGCUUGUCGGAGAUUGCACGUCAGGUGAAUGAGGAAGACGAACAAAAAUCUUCGAUGUCCACGAGACUCCAGUCGAUAAAAAGACUGUUGAGUUAUAAUAGUUAUAAUAGAAGGGUUAAUCCUUCUGGUUCGAUAAAUUCGGAUGUUGAGCAAGACUUGCGAUAG